UAUACUCUUUGGUCACAGGCGCCAUGAGCCAGCACAGAUGACAGAGCAUAGAUUAAAAUUACAACCUUUGUUUAUAUUCUAGCUUCUUGAUUCUUCAGUCUUCACAUUUGUACAAAUUACAAACGCAACCUGAGUUAUGAACUGAAGGCAGCUCACGAGGAUUAUAAUAAUACCUUAGGUCAUUUGCAGUACUAAGUAAUUAUCAGUUAUAAGUUAUAACUUCAUAGGUGCAUAUUUCUGGGAUCAUGACAAGUGUUGGUAAAGCGUUCUUGCGAGCCCCUCAAACAUUGUUGAUCAGUAAACGAUUUCGCGGAAAAGUUAAUAUACAAAAACCUCGAAAGCCCCAUUUUGAAAAGCAACUUUUCUUAGACAUAUCUAAGCCUUUCUACAAACCACCCUCAUACACAAUAAGGGAAAUAGAUCUAUGUAAUUAUAAUAAAAAAUUCGCAAAGAAAGAGAUUGACAACCCAUUUGAAAGAAUUUUAGCCAGAGAAUGUCUUGAAUGGUUUAACACCUCUAAAAUGGUUGUGUUUUUACAUCUUAACUCUAUUUCUAUGGAGGACAAAACUCCGGUGUUUGCAGCAUUGAAAAAGAAUGAUAUGCACUUAAGAACAUAUGGUAAAAAGAUUGUUAGUAUGGCUACAACUGGAACGAGGUAUGAGGCUGUCAACCACUUAUUCACUUCACAUCAAAACAUUAUAUUUGGCCAGCCGGAUAGAGCUAACAAAAUGUUCAAGAUAUUGAAAAAAACCCCUCAACUCGUGGUAAUGGCUGGAAUAAUCGAAGACAGAUUAUUAUCCAAAAAUGAGCUUGUGGAAUUUAGUAAAUUACCUAAUAUAGAUGUCGCUAGAAGUCAAUUAUGUUCUGUUCUUCAAAGCGCUGGAUCAUGCCUUGUGAACCAACUGAAUCAAAAUCAACAAAUAUUAGUAUCCCAUCUUGAUAAGCAUGUAGAGAUACAGCAGUCACAGAAUUGUGAGAAAGAUGAAACAAAAUCAGAGAGCUAGAAGUGAAUAAUUUUUAUUGAUAUUAUAGAUGUUAAUAAAUACAGUUUAUGUAGUUAAUUAAAGUACUUUAUACUAUCAA
Leptidea sinapis is the source of this 1083-nucleotide messenger RNA. It is a transcript of the gene mRpL10, whose product is annotated as 39S ribosomal protein L10, mitochondrial. Lineage: Eukaryota; Metazoa; Arthropoda; Insecta; Lepidoptera; Pieridae. Gene Ontology annotation, molecular function: structural constituent of ribosome. Gene Ontology annotation, biological process: translation. The record is from RefSeq and is a predicted model, not a curated record. The transcript has 3 exons. The coding region runs from base 246 to 1004 and encodes 252 amino acids. Gene Ontology annotation, cellular component: mitochondrial large ribosomal subunit.